AUGACAUUACCCUUGCGCGAGUUUUGUGAAAGUAACUUUGCGUUUGAUAUGCCCCAGCAGAUAAAAAAUGGAUUCAAGAAAUGUGGUUUGUUUCCCUUAGAUGAAGAGGCUGUUGAUUAUACUAAAUGUGUUAAAGAUAAUGCAAAGCUUAGAAACCAGCGUUCAUCUACUGGGAUAACAUCUCCGGACAUCGAUAUUGCUAUGAAAGUUAUACGAGCUGCAAACCUAGAUAUAAAACAUGGUAUUGAUACAAACGUAAUUUUAAAGGAAUUAAAUGAUAUGAAAUCAAAACCCGGAAGACGCAAAUUCACUUCCAAAAUAAAAAGUUCACAAAAAUCUACACCUAAAUUCACAAAUUCCCCUGAUGAAAACGUACAUAUACUUGAUACUCCCAAAGUUGGCUCGUAUGUUACUUUAGACGAUAUUUCUGUUAUCACGUUUGAUCUCAGUGACUCAAAAUCAAUUAUAACAGAAACAGAGAUCGCCUUUUUAAAUUAUACAGAUUUGGGCUCAAAUAUUCAACGUAUGAGCAAAACACAUGAACACAGUAAUGAUAUAUUAUCUAAUUGGACGAACUUAAGCGAACAUAAUAUUUAUUCGCAAGAUAUUGACAGAAAAAUAGAAGUAAUUACGGAUACAUUUCAAAGUGUUACAAAAGAUACGCCACCAGUAGACUUAGAUUUACAAAAUGUUAUAUGA
Parnassius apollo (apollo) is the source of this 699-nucleotide messenger RNA. Lineage: Eukaryota; Metazoa; Arthropoda; Insecta; Lepidoptera; Papilionidae. The record is from the annotation of a GenBank genome assembly.